AUGGAGAGGUUCCAGAAAUUCAUUUUACUUCCUCUCAUCUUAACUGCCUCGCUACCAGGUCUUGGCUUUUGUCACUCUAUUAUAAAUGGCCCUACUAAUGCAACAGUCCUUGCUGGGUCAGAGGCCCGGUUUAAUUGCACUGUGUCGACAGGAUGGGUAAUUCUCAUUUGGCUGUCCAAUGGAAAUCCUGUCCUCACUCUCGUCAGUUCUGAAGGAGCUUUUGAAACAUCAGACCGUUUCACCUCUCAAAAUUACACAAGUAGCAAUGGGUUUACCUCGGAGCUGAUCAUCCACAACACCCAGCUGAGUGACUCUGGAAAAAUUGAAUGCAGCAUCCAGGAACCUGGCAAGAGCAGCUUUGCAUUUCUUUCUGUUCAAGUUAAUGGAUCUUUAUUCAUCAAAAAUAGCACCUUAACAGUAAAAGAGAACAAAACAGUUGAAAUUGUUUGUGAAGCCUUGGGAUGGGCUCCAGCUCCAGAAAUUACCUGGAUGACAAAUGACUCUUUCAUUGAUAAGUCGAGGUAUGUUACCUAUCAAAGUCAAAGAUCUGAUGGCCUGCAUGAUGCCCUGAGCAUCCUAACUUUGACUCUGACGGACACUGAGAUUUUGACUUGUUUAGCUGACAUAGAAGCGCUCCCUAACCCUCAGAAUGCAACUCUAACUUGUAUUUUUCUCAACUCUACUAUAGAAAAUGAUUACCGUGAAGACAAUGGAAGCACGUGGGUUAUUGUACUUGCGGUUGUGCUCUCACUUGUUGGUAUUAUUCUUCUGAUUAUUAUUAUUGUGGUUGUCGUACGCUGCUGUUGUCUAAAGAAAAAAGGGUCUACAUAUCAAAAUGAAAUAAGGUAA
Messenger RNA from Charadrius vociferus (killdeer), 849 nucleotides. It is a transcript of the gene IGSF5, whose product is annotated as immunoglobulin superfamily, member 5. Lineage: Eukaryota; Metazoa; Chordata; Aves; Charadriiformes; Charadriidae. Gene Ontology annotation, biological process: cell-cell adhesion. The transcript has 5 exons. The record is from RefSeq and is a predicted model, not a curated record. Bases 1 to 849 code for a protein of 282 amino acids.